UAUACAUUUAUAACAGUUUUGUAAAUCUCACUCUUAGUUUUUUUACAUAAAAUUAUUAACCGGUGAUUGUAUUUGUAAAUUUUAGUUUAUCAUCUCUGUUUAAAUGUCUUCGAGAGCUGCUAUCAACAGAUUACUAAUAAUGUGAACUAACGAACAUAGAUUAGCGUGUGUUAUUUGUAGUUACUUAUUUAAAGGCAUUAUAGCAGUACUAAAAUGUCGUUUAAAAGAAGCGUAUUUGUAUUUCUGUUUUUAUUCUUUAUUGUAAAGGCCACAGAUAAAGUGAAAUUAUCAGUGUAUUAUGAGACUUUGUGUCCAGAUAGUAUAGAGUUUAUAAACAAUCAGGUUUAUCCUAAUUAUGAAGCAUUUGGACCAGAUUUCGUUGAACUAGAAUUAAUUCCGUAUGGCUUUGCUAAGGAAAUCGAUGCAAAUAACUCGAAAGUUUUUAUCUGCCAACAUGGACCAAAAGAAUGUUAUGGUAAUGAAGUACAUGGUUGCGCCAUAGCAAGUGUACCAAUAUACGAAAGUAUUAAAUUUAUUUAUUGUUCGGAAAGUUCCACACCACCAACUUCUGAAAAGAAUUUACAAGCGUGUGCCAAGAAUAUUGGUCUGUCUUGGUCUGUAAUAAAGGAAUGUUUGACAAACGGCCAAGCAGAAGACAUAAUGUCCGAAAACCGACAGAAAACUCAAAAUCUAAACCCAAGCUUCAUCCCAUCCGUGACAUUCAAUGGUAUUUUUAAUAUAGAUGAUCAGAAUCAGUCAAGGAAUGAUCUGAAGAGUGUUAUUUGCAAGUAUUUGGAUAAUAAACCUCAACAGUGUAGUUCAGAUGAUGAAAUAUAUUUGAUUAUGUUGUGUAUUUUUAAUUAUAUUGAUAUGUGGAGUAUUUAUUUUAUUUGUGCCCUUAUGGGAUUAUUCAAGUUAACGGUAGCUUUAGAUGUUGCAAUAUACUAUGAAGCUUUGUGUUCGGACAGUGUCGAUUUUAUCACUAGACAACUUUAUCCCAGCUAUCAAGAUUUAAAAGAUCAUUUGAACAUCAAUUUUGUCCCAUAUGGCAAAGCCAUGCAUGGAUAUAACGAGCAAAUAGAAAGAUAUAUUUUCAAUUGUCAACAUGGUAGGAUGGAAUGCAAAGGAAAUACUUUCCAAGCGUGUGGAUUAAAUCAAACAGAUAGUCAAGAUACCAAAGUUGAAUUUGUUAAUUGUGUCAUGUCAGCCAGAAAUCCUUCCAAUCCUCAUUCUAUACAAAAGUGUGCCAAUCAGACCAACUUGGAUUAUGAGAAAAUGCGCCAGUGUGCCACUUCUCGUGAAGGUGAUACAUUGCAAGUACUAAACGGCAACAAGACCUGGAGUUUAGAACCUAACUUAUACGAAGUUCCCACUAUAGUUUUGAAUAACGACAUAGCAAUAGAUCAUCAGGUUCAAAAUUUGGCAACGUCUGAUUUUAAAAGAUUAAUUUGUGAUAAUAUAAUAGAUCCAAAACCAGAUACCUGUGUGACGAAGACCUUGCUAAGGAAGAUAAAGGAUUUCUUUUUGUAGAUGCAUGUUCCUUCUUUAUAAUCAUAAACUAUAUAAAAGAAAUAAAAACGUCUUACAUUAAAUAA
This is a messenger RNA of Sitophilus oryzae (rice weevil), 1595 nucleotides long. RefSeq lists its product as uncharacterized. NCBI's taxonomy places the organism in Eukaryota, Metazoa, Arthropoda, Insecta, Coleoptera, Curculionidae. The record is from RefSeq and is a predicted model, not a curated record. Gene Ontology annotation, molecular function: oxidoreductase activity, acting on a sulfur group of donors, disulfide as acceptor. The transcript has 8 exons. Bases 214 to 1530 code for a protein of 438 amino acids.